Molecule: messenger RNA, 1226 nt
Organism: Nicotiana tabacum (common tobacco)
Lineage: Eukaryota; Viridiplantae; Streptophyta; Magnoliopsida; Solanales; Solanaceae
Product: pre-mRNA-splicing factor 38-like
Source: RefSeq, a predicted model, not a curated record
GAUCCGAUUAGGGUUUGACAGUCAUGGCGAAUCGCACCGAUCCAUUGGCAAAGAGCAUUAGGGGAACGAACCCACAUAAUCUGGUGGAGCAAAUCCUGAGGUCUAAAAUAUACCAAAACAUCUACUGGAAAGAACAAUGUUUCGGAUUGACAGCAGAAACCCUAGUCGACAAAGCCAUGGAACUCGACCACCUCGGAGGUACAUUCGGCGACAAUAGAAAACCCACACCCUUUAUAUGCCUCAUCAUGAAGAUGCUCCAAAUCCAACCUGAAAAAGACAUAGUUGUGGAGUUGAUAAAAAACGAAGAUUACAAGUAUGUUCGUGCUCUUGGAGCUUUUUAUUUGCGGAUUACGGGUACAGAUAUCGAUAUUUAUCGAUACCUUGAGCCUCUCUACAAUGAUUAUCGGAAGCUCAGACGUAAAUUAGCUGAUGGGCAGUAUGCACUGACACGCGUGGAUGAGUAUAUUGACGAGCUUGUGAGGACAGAUUACUCUUGUGAUAUUGCUUUGCGUCGUAUCAAGAAAAGAUCGCAAUUGGAACAUAAUGGACAGCUGGAACCUCGGAUAAGUGCGUUGGAAGAUGACUUUGAAGAGGAAGAGGAAAAGGAUGAAAAUGAACCACUUGCCACUGCAUUAGAUGAUGAGUAUGAAAAGGAUUACUAUGACAUGGAUCGUGACUAUGAUAGAGAUCGAGAUUAUGAUAGAGACUAUGACAGAGAUCGUGAAUAUGACAGGGAACGUGGCAGAAGUGACAGGGAUAGAGAUAGAGACAGGGACUGGGACCGUCUUCGCCUCAGGGACAGGAAGGCCAGAGAACUUGACCGUGAGCGUGAUCCGCAUAGGAGUUAUUGUAGGAGCAGCAGUAGAAACAGAGACCGUAAAGAUUGUGGUGAUGAUCGUCGUAAAAGGCAUGCUCGCAGCAGUUCUAGUCCUGCUCGGGAUGAACCCAAGAAAAAGAAGGAGAAGAAAGAUGAUAGAACAGAUCAUCCAGAGAUAGCAGAAGCCAACAGGCUUUGGGCUUCGCUAGUUCCUCUAGUACUAUUAUUAGCUGAUGCUACAAAGUCCCAACAAAUAUUUGAGUUCGCAAUAAUCAUGUCUAGGGAUGAAUAUAAGUUGGUUCUUGAACUGCAGAUCUACAAUACUGAAUUUCUAUCUGCAAAAAUAAAUAGUGCUAAAGAUCAGUGUUCAAAAACCUUGGGCCUGUCAGUUUUAGCUGUUAUUCCAUGA